ACAAGUGUGUUCGAGAGCUGGAGGGUCAUUAGUGGAGAUAGACAGUGACCAAGACCAAAUGGCUAUUCACGACUUUGCCGUCAACACAAAACGUGCAAUGUGGACAUCACUGCACAGUGUGCAAACGGGCACAACUAAUAGGAACACAUGGCAGUGGUUGAUGCGACAAUGUUGACAACAAAUCCUAGUCUGCAGUACUGGGCUAAUGGCCACCCACCAUCACUAAGGACCAAUGCGCUGAACAACACGUGUGUAUGGGUAAACAACAAUCAACCUGACUACCACAAAGCCUGGUCCACAGACAACUGCCAUGUCAGGAAGGGGUUUGUCUGCAAGAGACCGGAAGGUGUAUGUAUGCCGGGAUGGGUGCCCCACCAGAAACUCUGCUUUUUAUUCAACAUCCGGUUUAAGUACAACUGGUUCCAGGCAAACACUUUCUGUAAAGCCUCUGGAGGGAACUUAGUCUCCUUCUAUUCACGAACAUUCACCACCUUUAUCAACUCCUACCUGGACGAACUUCAAGAGGCGGGGAUAGACUCCUUCUGGAUUGGGCUCACUGAUAAUAACAAGACAGGAGGGCCAUGGAUAUGGACCAAUGGAGGGAAUACCCAGCACUAUCAACACUGGGUGGGUAACCAUGCCCAAUCCAACACUCCUAACCACCCGGACUGUGGGUACAUCAACACAGCUGAUGCAAAUGGUUCCUGGAGACGCACAACAAACUGUGUAAGACAAAAGGCGUUUGUUUGUCAGAUUCCGAUGGGAAGACAGGUCAAGACAGUUACUACACCAAGACCCCAGUUCAAGUGUGACGGACACUGGAUACUCUACCGAGGAAAUUGCUACCAGUUUAACGAUACCAGAUUACCCUGGCUAAAAGCUCGUAUUGCGUGUCAGGAUGCCACCGCAGACCUUGUCACCAUAAACUCGGCAGCCGAUAUGUCAUUUGUACUCAGGCAGUCCCAUGGAAAAGAGUACUGGAUUGGGCUAAAUGACCGAACACGAGAAAGCUCAUGGCAAUGGUUAGAUGGAAACCAGGGCAGUAAAUAUUUUAAUUGGGCUCCUCAUGAACCAAACAACCUGCUAACCGAAAAUUGUGUGGAGAUGAAUUUUCAAAACCAUCAAGGAAAGUGGAAUGAUCGUAUAUGUUCUACAGCUGUCAGGUUCAUAUGCCAGAAACCAGCCAGUAACGCUCAACUUCCAGUGACUGUAUCUACUACGCCAGCCAUGCCCAUAAGUGUCCGCUGUGGUUUGAACUGGGAGGAGGAUCCAAAUUCUAACAACUGCUAUCAGUUUUUUGACAAACAGCUUGACUGGAUGGAUGCCAGAGAAAUCUGUCAAAAUAAUGGUGGAGACCUCGCCAGCAUUGAAUCUCGAGAGGAACAGUUCUACGUCUCAGGGAAGAUCCACAACAUGAACUCUGUGGCACUGUGGAUCGGUAUAAAUGACAGAGCAGGGGAGGGGAGGUUUUCCUGGACAGAUAACUCUCCUGUUGCUUACCUCCACUGGGGAAAUGGUGAACCAAAUGAUUAUCGUCAUCGUGAGGACUGUGCCGCCAUAUUUACCACGACCUCGAACUGGAAUGAUUAUCCAUGUUCCAACAGAAAUGGAUUUAUCUGUAAAAAGCAAUCCAACGCGCGGACUACUACAACACCUGUGCCCCCAGUGGUCACAAAGGCAGGUUAUGUUAUGGGUUGCCAAACUCCUUAUAAGCCUUUCCAAGGAAACUGCUACAAAAUGUGGCAGAUUAGACAAAAUUGGGCAGCUGCAAAAUCAUUUUGCCAUCGGCAGGGUACCAUCCUAGCCACUAUAAACAGCCGUGAAGAGCAGAACUUUAUCGUGACCCUGAUUCCAAAAACUGGUUAUGGCUAUUGGAUCGGAUUAAAUGAUCAGAUAAACCAAAAUACGUUCCUUUGGUCUGACGGGAGUCCUGUCGUGUACACAAACUGGGCGGCUAAAGAACCAAAUAACUAUGGGAGAGGGACUGAGGACUGUGUACUGAUGCUGAGAACGAAUGGACAAUGGAAUGAUGCUGUCUGUCAAAAUCCUGCUGAUGGCUUUAUUUGUAAAAAGCCUAUGACUUUGAUGUCUGCCACACCCCAGCCUCACACAGUAGGGUGCACAUGGCCUAGUGUUGGCUAUGGUAGUUACUGUUUCCGAUUUAUCUACCAAUCGAAAACCUGGCAGGAUGGACAGAAAACCUGUAGCAGCGCAUUUCAUGGGACGCUGGCUGCCAUUAAUGACAGGUUUACGGAGGCUUUCCUGUCAGCAUACAUGUCAUAUCAGACAGACAACUACUGGAUUGGGCUGUCGGACACCCAGACGCAGGGAACCUACACGUGGAUCAGUGGUGUUCCCGUCACCUACACUAACUGGGUGGCUGCCCAUACUGGUAACGAGAUAGCCACCUGCGUGAGUUUGACACACACUCAUCCGAAAGGACUUUGGCAAAAUUUGAACUGCACAGAGAAGCAUCACUUCAUCUGUCAAAUGCCGCGGCAGGGCUACACACCUCCUGUGAUUACGCAGCCCCCAUCCACUCUUCCUUGUCCCAGUGGAUACACAAGCUACCAAUCAUAUUGUUACCAGGCGGUGGGACUGACGGACCAAACAAAAUGGCUGUCCUUUGAUGCCGCCAGAGAUUAUUGCAGAGCUUAUGGCGGAGACUUGACCAGCAUCCACACUGUGGCUGAGAACAAUUUUGUUGCCACAUUAACACAAAGUAGUUCUGUCAGUGUUUGGAUAGGAUUGAACGAUAAGGACGUCGAACGUGGACACAAGUGGACAGACGGCACCCCUACUGAUUACACCAACUGGAACCGGGGUGAACCCAAUAACUUUGCUGACACGGAAGACUGCGUAACAAUGAACCUCGGCUCUGGGGGAUGGAAUGAUAUCAAUUGUUACUUCAGCAAACCAUUUGUCUGUAAAAUCCCCAAAGGUGUUCCUCUGUCAACACCAGCGGUCAUUCCCACAGCAGCAGCAUCUUCUGCCUGCGGUGCAGGAUGGGUCAUCUAUAAUCAGAACUGUUAUUACUUUGGCAACGGAUCAAAACUUUUGUCCUGGUUCGAUGCUCGGACCACAUGUAACCAGAUGGGAGCGGAACUGGCCAGUGUCCACAGCCAGGAUGAGGACAACAUGUUGGUGGGACAGUACACUAAGAAUAAACGAAUGAUUGAUUACUGGAUAGGACUUAAUGACAUCGAAUACAACAGCAAAUUUGUAUGGACAGAUGGUAGUCUUCUUGACUUUGUGACAUGGAGCCCAAAGGAACCAAAUGACUAUGGUGGUGGUGAGAAUUGUGUCACAAUGCCAUACUGGACCGGGGGAAAAUGGAAUGAUGACAAUUGUAACAUGCUGAAGAACUUCAUAUGUAAGAGGCCAGUAACAGGAAGUACUAAACCUUUAAUGCCGGCCAGUACACCAAUACUAGCCGCUGGUUGUCCUAAUUCCAACUUUAAACCUGUUCCCAACUCCAACAGAUGUUAUUACAUUGUCAACAACCAGGUCAACUGGACCGCAGCUGUGUCAGCGUGCCAGUCAUCCUACCCAGGAGCAACCAUAGCAACCAUCAGCAACAUGCACGAACAACAAUUUUUAACUUCGAUGCUGUAUGACCAGGAUCCACAUUUGACUCUUUGGAUUGGUCUGAAUGACCAACGACAGUCGCGAAGUUUUUACUGGGCAGAUAACUCUCCUCUGACCUACGUUAACUGGUAUAAGGGGGAACCAAACAACAGGCCAGAUGGCUCUACCUUCCAACGGAAUUCAGAGCGAUGUGUGGAGAUGUAUGCUUCCAGUAUGGCCGCUGGCCAGUGGAAUGACAAACAAUGUGGAGCCACACGAAAUUUUGUUUGUCAGCAACAUCGAAAGUCAGGUGUAGCCGUGACCUCAGUUCAAGGUUCAUGUCCCUUGGGAUUUGCAAUGAUGGGAGCAAGUUGUUAUCGCUUUUUCCCAGCAAACGGAGCCGCUGGAUCAUGGACUCAGGCCAAGCAGGUAUGCCAACAGAACGGGGCGAAGCUGGUGGAAAUUAAUGAUGUUUAUGAAGACGGAUUUGUUCAGUCCCUUGUCGGAAAUUUAGCUCCCAAAGGAUACUGGAUUGGACUAGCAGAUCAAACAUCUUCUGGGUUAUAUACCUGGUCACAGUCUGGCUGGCCAGUGACCUACACAAACUGGGGAGACGGGGAGCCAACCAAGGGAACGGGGGAGGGGUGUGUAGCCAUUAUCAACAACAAAUGGAAUGACACCUUAUGUAACCAACAGCUGGGAUUUGUCUGUCAUGUUAACCACAAUCACGUUCCUCCCACCCCUCCUCUGUCAUCUGUUAGUUGUGAUGGAGCUGCUCCUAUAGCUGUCGGGGAGAGCUGUUUCUAUAUCUCUGGAUUCAAAACUAAGACCUGGCCAGAGGCCAGCUACAUAUGUGAGAGAAUGGGCAUGGAACUAGCCAGUUUCCAUUCCCUGGCUGAAAUGACCACGGUGUUACAGAAGUUCCAGACUUAUCAAGCACAGCCUGGUGAGGAAGUGCCCAGAUUCGCAGAAAAUAUUUGGACAGGGAUGACUAAAGGAUUCUCAGAUGGAUUUCAAUGGAAAGAUGGUUCUGGUGUGAAUUUCCUUAACUGGAAUAAAGGUGAACCAUCCGAUUCAAUGAGUUCCUCCCAGGAGGAAUGUGUAGAAAUGUACACAGAUACUGGCAAAUGGAAUGAUGUCACUUGCUUCACGAAACGAAGAUAUGUCUGCAAGAAAGCAGCACAAUCAAGUACCAUGGGAUUCUCAUUGACAACAGGAAUCGUUCCAGUGACUAAUCUUUUGGGUCCCUUGAACUCUGUGAAUCCCUUCGGUACCACGCCAAUUCCCACGAACCGCAUUACCCCCAGUCCACAGACCAUUCCAGUGAUAACCCAGCCCCAGGGUGUCGGACAGGGCACAGCAGCCCCACAGAAACAGUCUUCGUCUAACAAUAAUAACGGACUGUCCACAGGGGGCCUGGUCGGCCUAUUGAUUGCCAUCAUUGUAAUACUGGGGCUGUUUGUCUUUGGAAUACUAUUCCUAAGACGACGACAGAGUCCACCCACCACAGGGGGAGUCGGUGGAUUUGACAAUGCCAUGUACUCAUCAUCCGAGGGAGCCGUGAACAUAAAAAACACCAACGGUGGAUACGGCGCCAAUGGGGAGGAUGCAUGACGUAAUCAACAACGUGUGACAUAAUUAACGACACACGAUAUAAUCAACAUCUCAUGACUAUCAAACAGUAUUAAUCAGAUACCUGAGACCACACAUGACGGAUAAGUUUUGAACCGUGUGUGUAACUUCAGAAUGCAUUUCCUUCCACUGUUUGAUUACAGUGACACAAAUUGUAAUGGAAUCACGUCUUCAUUUGUGUUUAAUCAAUGUCUGUCUCAUGAUAUGUUGAUAUUCAUUUUCCAGUAAAUAUAUACGAUGGACGUAUAUCUUAUCAUCAAAAUACAUGGAUGUUGUUUUUUCUUUAGAAUAAAGUAAUUAUACAUCUGUUUUAUUCCCGACAGUACAUUGCACUAUAUGUUAUAUUUGUCUAUGCUCAUGAGCAAAAUAUUUGUGCAAUAUCAUAAUAUUUACACUGUCAGAUGUUACUGGGGCAUUUUGUAUUUUCAUAACAUUCUUAAUUGUUAAAAACAUUGCACCAAUAAAACAAAAUUAUAACACCAUA
Ostrea edulis (European flat oyster) is the source of this 5683-nucleotide messenger RNA. RefSeq names its product macrophage mannose receptor 1-like. The record is from RefSeq and is a predicted model, not a curated record. The transcript has 36 exons. The coding region runs from base 148 to 5181 and encodes 1677 amino acids. Lineage: Eukaryota; Metazoa; Mollusca; Bivalvia; Ostreida; Ostreidae. Gene Ontology annotation, molecular function: signaling receptor activity.